GUCCGGUGCCAUGGAUGGAGAAAGAAGGCCGGGGCAUUUGCGGCAACGUUCCGGCGAUCAUGCGCGUCCUCGGGCAGGUUCCAUGGACCGCCAGUGGCGGCGCGACAACACGGUGACACCACUACAGGGUGGCUACAACGGUUUCAAGAUCGCUGUGGCCAUCAUCGUUUUCCACUUUGGCGUCAAAAUGCUGGAACAAUUUGCUGACCUUCUGUUACCAUUUAUCAUGGCGCUCUUAUUGGUCACCGUCCUGGAGCCAGUGAAACAGGCAACUCUGGAUGUUCUUGAGUGUAGCUUCAUCCUGAUUUUCUCCAAGGCAUGCCGCUGCUGCUUGAGGAUCUCCCGCAAGUCUGCGACAUAUGGAAGCCCGGACAAACGUCCCAAGGUGGAAUUUGCUGAGCUGGGAAGUGUUUUCAAGAAGCUCCUCAUGUUCGUGUCCAUCGCCCUGACCAUAGCCUUUGCGGGUCGGCUCUUCUGGAUGGUGGGCCAGAUCAUUUGGCUCAGUGGGGAGGCAGUCAUGCACGACUUUCGCUUCUACGAGGGUGGUGUCUCCAAGCGCACCAAUCAGGUCCAAAACCUGCUUGAAAGGUUCCACCUGCAGAAGAGCGUCCCUACUGACAUGGAGCAUAUGGGUCAGUUGGCCCUGAGCUGCUUGCAGUACGCGGCACAAUUCCUGAGCCAACAUGUCUUCUACACUGUGACACAGGUCAGCCUUACAGCCAUCUUCGUGCUUUUCCUGUUGUGGUCGCCAGUGCAACGGGAGUUCUCUCCGGUGAUGCAGGGCGUCUUCCAAUCCAUGGAGACCUACUUGAAGCUGAAAACUUUGAUUUCAGCCAUGAUGGGCGUCACCAACGGCAUCGCCCUGGCAGUCAUUGGGCUGGAGCUGCCUGCCGCCUGGGGGUUGCUCACCUUUCUGGCCAACUUCAUUCCGAACAUCGGCGGCCCUGUGAUCUCGAUCGUGCCCUGCCUCAUUUCCAUCCUGGACGAGCGAAAAUCGCUCUACCAGGUGAUGAUGGCGUUUGCGGCGCAGUUCCUGCUACAUUUCAACAUCGCCAACUUUGUGGAACCCAUCAUCUUCGGGAACACCGAGGACGGCCGCGGCAUCUGCUGUGGCAUCCGCCGUGGCAUCAACCACGCAUGGGCCGAUGGUUGUGGAAUGGGUGGGGUAUGGCGGUGAUGCAUGAGACAUGA
Molecule: messenger RNA, 1191 nt
Organism: Cladocopium goreaui
Lineage: Eukaryota; Dinophyceae; Suessiales; Symbiodiniaceae
Source: the annotation of a GenBank genome assembly